Messenger RNA from Lathyrus oleraceus (garden pea), 1357 nucleotides. RefSeq names its product E3 ubiquitin-protein ligase RSL1. Gene Ontology annotation, molecular function: zinc ion binding; ubiquitin-protein transferase activity. Bases 229 to 1119 code for a protein of 296 amino acids. The record is from RefSeq and is a predicted model, not a curated record. The transcript is spliced from 2 exons. Lineage: Eukaryota; Viridiplantae; Streptophyta; Magnoliopsida; Fabales; Fabaceae. Gene Ontology annotation, biological process: protein ubiquitination.
AAGAAACACACUAAAAGAACUUGGAAUUUCAAUUUGAAGAACUCAAAUGGCCCAAUAUUUAUAAUUUCAUGAACCAACCCAAUAGUUUAAAAUAAUAAUAAAUACCAUUUGAAUUGGUUCAUGAAUUUCCAAAUGAGUCUUCAAGAGUAAGCAAAGUGACAGUGUAGUCUAUAACUCGCUCACAAUCACUCACCAUCAAUUCAACACCCUACUUCAAUUCCAAUCACUAUGAAAACGACAACCACCACCACCACAACUAGUGUCGUUCCCCCAUCAACGACAGAAGUAAUCGACGUCGAAUCAUUUCAUCUCCCUCCGACCACCACCAAAACCUCCACCCCCGUCGUCAUCGACCUUUCCGACGGAGAAGACGACGAUGAAGUAAGGAUACUCAAUUUCGUUCCGAAAAUCAAUCCUUUUCGAAAACGACAAAGGAUCAACGUCGAAAAAGGCGAGUCUUCGUCUGCUAAUGCUAAUAAAAACGUCGUGCCGUUUAUCUGCGAAAUCUGCACGGAAACAAAAACUGCGAACGACGCUUUCUUCAUCAGCGGUUGUUCUCAUGCGUACUGCUCUGAUUGCGUGGCUUUGUACGUAAGUUCGAAGCUGGAGGAUAAUGUGAUCAACGUCAGGUGUCCUGUUUCUGGUUGCAGUGGUUUGUUGGAAGCUGAGGAUUGUCGUUCUAUUCUUCCAGUGGAGGUUUUCGAUCGGUGGGGGAAGGCGGCGUGUGAGGCGUUGUUUGAUGUAUCUGAGAAAUUCUAUUGUCCUUAUGCAGAUUGUUCUGCUCUUUUGAUCAAUGAUGGGACGGAGGCUGUUCAGUUUUCGGAGUGUCCGAAUUGUAGGAAGAUGUUUUGUGCUCAAUGUAAGGUUCCGUGGCACGAUGGGAUCGAAUGCAGCGAGUUCCAGAAGCUGAACGCGGACGAGAGAGGGAAAGAUGAUGUUAUGCUGAUGCGGCUCGCGAAGGAUAUGAAUUGGAGGAGAUGCCCUAAUUGUAGGUUCUAUGUUGCGAAAUCGGAAGGUUGCUUGUUCAUGAAAUGCAGGUGUGGAAUUGCCUUCUGUUACAACUGUGGAGUUCGUAACAAUAAUCGUAGCAGUCAUUAUUGCAACAACUGUAGGCACUAACCACAUUUUUCAUUGUGCAUGUAAAAUAUUAGAACAGUGUAUCUUUAUCGGUAAGAGUCUAUGGCUGCAUAGUUCCUAUUUAUCUUUAGCGCAAUACUUGCAAUUGAAGCAAGUUGUGUUAUUCUGCAUAGACAGUGAUAUCCUUAUGAACAAUGUCCUGAGAUUUAGGCAUCUGAAGCACUUCUGUGACUUGUCGGUGAUCAAAACAUCAAUGAUAAUGAGGAUGCUACCUUCUGUA